AUGAUUUGAUUUAAUUUUUAGGAGCGAACGCGAUGGUCUUGAAGUUGUUAGAAAUCCAAAGAGGCCUAUCGGCGCUUGGAUACAUUACUAUAACGAUCAAUUAGCCAUGAUGAAAGAGAAGGAUAAAGGAGUGAAGAUAAAUGAUGAUUUGAGGAAAAAAUUGGGCAAGAAGUGGAAUGCACUUUCAAAAGUAGAAAAAGAAAAUUUCAUGGCAAAGUCCAAAGAAAGUUCAAAACAAUAUUCACUUCAAAAGGGUGUGGUUCCAAAGUUAUAUCUUCAGACUCGAUGCUCCCCCGAGCGAGUGAUUAGAGUGAUUGAAAAAUUAGAACCAAAGCAAAAGGCAGCCAUAGAAGAAAUAGGAUUUGGUAGCCUCUUGCAACUUCGAUGUAGGAAAAUUGAUCAUGGGUUAUGUCUUUGGUUGAUAAAUAGUUUUAAUCCGAACACUUAUAUGUUACAGUUGUAUAAUACUUGUAUCAAAUUAUCCCCCAUUGAUGUUGAAUUUAUUAUGGGAUUGAGGGCAAGAGGGUUCAAGAUUGGCAUGAACAAAGAUGUUGGCCAUAAGAAUGAUUUAUGUAAAAAAUAUUGUGAUAAAAAAGGGCGAUUGCCAUUAGUGAUGUUAGAAAAUCAAAUUAGGGAGGAUAAAGAGGGUGGAAACGAUUUUAAAGUUCGUUUUGUAUUAUUUGUGUUGGGUGCAUUAUUGUGCCCAACAAUGAAGCUUUUUGUGAAUCGUUCUUUCUUACAUCUUGUGGAAGACAUCGAUUCAAUAAAGAAGAUGAAUUGGGCAGAAUUUGUGUUGUCCUAUCUUGUGCACGGGAUUGAAGAGUUUAAGAAGAAACAACAAAGUGGGGUUUGCGGUUGCUUAUUGUUUUUAAUGGUAAUUAAUUUACAUCAUAGUGAAAUACGAUUUUGUUUUAAUAUAAUUUAUGAACUAACUAUAUAUCUAUGUCAAAUAUACUUGUAGUUAUUCUACCACGAGCAUAUAUCAUUUGAAGAGAAAUUUCUACCGCUAUAUACUCGACCUUCUCCUCGGAUUACUGCUUGGGGAGAU
Molecule: messenger RNA, 1048 nt
Organism: Vitis vinifera (wine grape)
Lineage: Eukaryota; Viridiplantae; Streptophyta; Magnoliopsida; Vitales; Vitaceae
Product: protein MAIN-LIKE 2-like
Exons: 4
Coding region: 107-961 (284 amino acids)
Source: RefSeq, a predicted model, not a curated record